UACUCGCUGGGAACUGACUAGAGGAACGGAAAAUGGCGGAUCUCGAAGACGUUACGCUGGACGGGAGACCGCUCCAGUCGCUCCGCGUAGCAGACCUUAAAGCGGCUCUGGAAGAGCGGGGGCUGUCGAAAAGCGGACAAAAGAAUGCUCUCGUCAAAAGACUUAAAGGGGCUCUCAUGCUGGAGAAUUUGCAGAAAACCUCUACUCCACAUGUUGGACUGCAGCCUAACUCUCAGAUUGGUGAGGAAAUGAGCCAGAACAGUUUUAUCAAACAGUAUCUGGCCAAGCAGCAAGAGCUCCUGAGGCAGCGUCUUGAGAGAGAGGCCCGUGAAGCAUAUGAUACAAAUGAGCAAGAGGUCCACACACAGGUUAACAACAGUACGCCAUGCCCUCCUCCUGCACAGGAAGUCACACCAGCAGGGCAGCACAGACCACCUGGGUCCUCAGAUGGAGAGGGAUUCUUUGGUUCAGUUAAUUCAGGACAGGGAAACAGGAGUCAGGAGGCAGAUGUGUCCAGUCCCCCUGCUUCUGGCUCUAAGGCCAUGCGAGCUCCUGCCUCAGAGCAGAGGUCAGAACGAGGUUCGGCUUCCGGUGAAGUUGCAGGCGAAAGCGAUGAUGAUGACAGUGAGGAAGAUGGCGAUGAUGAUGAAGACUGGGGAAACAGGGCUCCAAGAAGAAGCCUCAGAGAACCAGCCAGAGUACCUGCAGCACGGUCUGGUGCAGCAAGGUCUGGUCCAGCACGUUCCGGUCCGGCACGGUCUGGUGCAGCACGUCAUCCACAACCUCAGCAGCAGCACAUUCCUUCCCUUUUGUCACCUCAGCUCCGCCAACCAACACCACCUCCAUCCCCACCUCCAGAAUUAUCAUUUCCCUUACCUGACACCCCAAAGCAGAGCCCACCUAGUCCCCCUGUUGCCAGGCACUCGCCAAGCUCUUCCAGCUCUGGCUCCUCCAGCAGCGGCAGCCGCAGUAGCAGCCCAGAGCCACAGAGAAGUGGCCAUGCUGACCGUAAGCCAGGUCCUCUUACCCUUCUGGCACGUAAAAUGGAGUCUGAGGGUGCCUUUUCUGGAGGUUGGCACGGUGCUGAUGGUAAAGGUGAUGGGCAAGAUGGCGGUUCACCCUCACUUAUGGCGUUUCCUGGCAAAGGGCCACCAGAUGGUCUAGGGUCUGCCAGUAUAAUUCCAGGCACACAUUCAGCCCACAUCCAAAAAUCUGGGAGAGCACGCAAAACAGCUGCAGCCCAGGAAAGAGAGAGGGAAAGGAUGAUGGAGCUGGAAAGACAAAAGGCACUUGAGCUGGAGAGGCAAGAACAGGAGAUGAUUGAGCAACAGUUGGCUUUAGAGAGAGAAGAGAGAGAAAGGGUCUUGCAGCGAGAGCUUGCUCUUGAAAAAGAGAGACAGGAGCGGGAGGAGGCUUUGGCUAAAGAGAGGGAGGAGCAAGAGAGGGCGAUAGAGAUGGAAAGGCAGAGAGAGCUUGAAAGACGUAGAGCUUUGGAAGAACGUCUGCAGAGAGAGAGGGAAGAGAAGGAAAAACGUGAACGAGAGGAGAUGGAGAAGGCCUUAGAGCUAGAAAGAGCCAAGGAGAAAGAACGGAUAGAGAAAGAACGGGCUCUAGAGCAAGAGAGGUUGGAGAGAGAGCGGGUGUUGGAAGCCGAGAGAAAGGAGAAGGAAAGGCUUGAGAGAGAGAAAGCUCUUGAGCAGGAACGAUUGGAAAAGGAAAGGAUAGAGAGGCAGAAGGCACUGGAGCAGGAACGAUUGGAAAAGGAAAGGAUAGAGAGAGAGAAAGCUCUUGAGCAAGAAAGAAUGGAAAAGGAACGUAUUGAGAGGGAGAAAGCUCUUGAGAAGGAAAGAUUAGAAAAGGAAAAGAGAGAGCGAGAGAAAGCACUGGAGCAGGAACGAUUGGAAAAGGAAAGGAUACAGAGAGAGAAAGCUUUUGAGCAGGAACGAUUAGAAAAGGAAAGGAUUGAGAGGGAGAAAGCUCUUGAGAAGGAAAGAUUAGAAAAGGAAAGGAUAGAGAGAGAGAAAGCCCUUGAACAGGAAAGGUUGGAAAAGGAAAGGAUAGAGAGAGAGAAAGCUCUUGAACAGGAGAGAUUGGAAAAGGAAAGGAUAGAGAGAGAGAAAGCACUGGAGCAGGAACGAUUAGAAAAGGAAAGGAUAGAGAGAGAGAAAGCUCUUGAGCAGGAACGUUUGGAAAAGGAAAGGAUAGAAAGGGAGAAAGCUCUUGAGCAAGAACGCUUGGAAAAGGAAAGAGUCGAGAGCGAGAAAGCUCUUGAGCAAGAACGCUUGGAAAAGGAAAGAGUCGAGAGGGAGAAAGCUCUUGAGCAAGAGAGAGAACAGGCUUUACAGAAAGAAAAAGUAGAAAAAGAGAGGGCUCUAGAGCAAGAAAUGCAGGACAAGGCAAUGGAACAAGAGAAAGAGAGAGGGGGUAGUGUUUCUCCUCCUAGAAGUGGCACUAAGCUGGGUGUCAGUACCCAGGCUGCCCCAGAGCAGCAAAAUGUCCGUACUUCUUUGGCACAGACUGAAGCUCAACCAGCUAAGUCUAUUUCCACAACUGUCUCUCCACAAUCAUCAUUUAAGAAGUCUCGCCUUUUCAGGGACUCUCCAGUACGACCUCAGUCCGGUUCAACCUCGAUUGUUAUUAAGCGGCCUCGUACAUUUUCUGAUACCCCCCAGCCUCGAGCCCCUCUUGCCACCUUACCUACAAGCGCUGGGGAACGUCAGCCAGGACAACACUUGCCAUCAACUGACCAAGAAGACGCACAAAUUCAUUCCAACCAAGAUGUUAGCACUGCACCCGUAGCAUCUACAAGGACUGGUUCUGACAGCCUGAACACCAACCCAACUCCAGCUCACUCAGAUCCUAAAGAAGAAAGGCCCAUGAUGGCGAGAGAAGAGGCUACAUUGCCAAAGACUGCAGAGCCUGUUGAGGGAGAAGAUCAAAGCAUAGAUUCUUCAAUCCCUGAAGGAAAGCAGGACAGAGAAGCAAAUAAAGAAGGAAAAAAAGUACGACGGAGAUCUUUAUCGGAUGAUUCCUCUUCCUCAGAUUCUGAUUCCUCAUCAUCACGGUCAUCUGGUUCAUCGUCAUCUUCUCAAGACCAACCAGUCUCCACCUCAAGGAGUAGACCGGUAAGCCCUCCAAAUUCCAACUUUUUAAAACAAGCUGCUGAGGAAACAAGAAAAGAGGAAGCAAACAGGAAGAGAAAACACAGCGAGAAAGAAGAAGAAAAAGAACCAGAGGGGCAGGAGACAGAGGCUCCCACUACAGAUCCAGAGAAGCAUUCAGAGUCCAGUGAGGAGAUACCAAAGGCUUUCUCCUCACGAAAGAUCUCUCUUAGCAGCAGUAAGCCGUCACCAGGCAGCACGGAGGCCGAGCACGAGUCUGGGGCCGGGGCAGGUCGCAAAAGGAGGUGGGGCUCCAGCACAGCCGUCACUGCCAAAAAACCCUCCAUUAGUAUCACCACCGAGUCACUCAAGUCCCUGAUUCCUGACAUCAGGCCGCCUGUCGGUCAGGAUGCUGUUGUAGAUCUUCAUCCUGAGGAAGCUGCUCUGUCCGGUACCGAGGAGGAAGAGCGGGAGCGCUCUGACCAGGACCUUCAGAUCCGACGCACCGUCACACAGGUGGUGCCCGCUGAAAGCCAAGAAAAUGGCCAAAAAGAAGCAAAGAGAAUAAGGCGGGAAGACUUUGAGGAAGAUGAUUCUCAGGUAGAAGGGGGAAGUAUCACAGCCCAUGAGGAGCAGAUGGACACCUCUCUCCCAGCAGCUGUGGAAACUCAGUCACCAACACUACCAAGCCAAGAUACCGAAAGCAACACUGUGACACCCAGCGACACCCUCAUUCGACGCUCCAUCAGCCAGCAGAAAACGGGUGUCUCCAUCACUAUCGAUGACCCUGUCCGCACAGCGACGCAGCCAUCACCACCGCGAGGCCAAGCCUCCAACAUUGUUCACAUCUGGAACCUGGUGAGGCCGUUCACACUGGGACAGCUGAAGGAACUGCUAAGCAGAACUGGCACCCUGGUGGAGGAUGGCUUCUGGAUAAAUAAAAUCAAAUCCCACUGCUAUGUUACUUACUCUACUAUUGAAGAGGCAGUCGCUACACAGGCAGCUCUUCAUGGAGUGAAAUGGCCUCAGAGCAACCCAAAGUUUCUUAGAGUAGACUUCUGCCAGCAGGAGGAGUUGGACCACCAGAGAAACCCCUCGAUGGCCGUGGACAGACCUGCAGGAGAGGACACAGGACCUGCCCCAGUGCGUGGACGAACAUCAGGGCCGCCACCUCUCCUCCCCGAGCGGGACCAGUGGGCCGAGCGUGAGCGUGAGAUGGAGCGCAGGGAGCGUGCCCGAGCAGAGCGGGAGUGGGAUCGAGACAAGGUUAAAGAGUUUGGGAAAACCGAAGGUGAGAAGGAGGGAGGCUCACGAAGAUCACAAUCCAGAGAGAGACGGCGAAAGGAGAGGGCAAAGAGCAAGGAGAAGAAGAUGGAAAAGAAAGCCGAAGAUCCCCCCGCAAAGCUGCUGGAUGACCUGUUCCGCAAAACUAAAGCCGUUCCCUGCAUUUACUGGCUUCCUCUCACAGAGGAACAGUUUGUGCAGCGAGAAGCUGCCCGAGCAAAAGAGACGAAAGAGCGCGAGGAGCGGAGGAAAGAACGCGAGAAGAGAAGAAAACAGGAAGAAGAGGAGGAGGAGAAGAAAAGGGAGGAGGAGCGCAAGGAGAGAACGAAAGCAGCCGCCGCCUCGGCAGAAAACCGGAGUGAGGGUGAGAAGGACAAGGGCCGGGAGAGGGACAGAGACCGGGGUAGAGACAGGGAAAGGGACAGAGACAGGAACAGGGAGAACGACAAACGCAGGGAAGGGUACCGUAGGCCAGGGGGCAGCGGAGCGGGAUCCAGCCGGCGCUCCCGCAGCCGGAGCGAACCAAGAGAAAGGAGGCGCUGAUGGAACUGUCAUGGAGUCCAUCCUCCUGCAUUUUGCCUUUCACUACAUGUACUUUGUUACAACAAAGACCCAACAGAGGACCAACUGAUGUCAUUUCCAUCUCUCAUAAAGGCCCCCCCCCCUUAUUUUUUAAAGCACAUCUGUGCCGACCGUCAUGCGUACGGAGAACACGAUGAUUGCAGUGUUGUUUUCCAGAGUGUCCCAGCCAUUUUCUUCAUGCCUUUUCCCGUCUUCUCUUUCAGUUUUUGUUCUGAUUGCGUAGCAGAAAGGCACACUGGACAGUUUAAAACUACUACAAAAUCCACUUUCUCUUCAAAGUGUAGAUGCUGAUCAUAAUUUUUAGCAGUGGUUGACUCCUCUGGGAGGUGAGCAUCCUGCGAUGUGCUGAGAACCUCUUUUGUUGCUGCAUGUAGUACUAAGCUACUUCUGCCAGUCCUGCCUAAAGAGAAAAUUUAUUUGUCUGCGCAGAGGCUUGCAGGAAUUAAAAAAAAAAAUAUAGAAAUCCAUGUUUGGCAUUUUGUACAGACUUAAAAUAUCUGCAAAAUCAAGUCUUUAAAUAAGGCAGCUCUGGAUUAUUUUUCACUUAUUGUAAAAACUACUAAGACAAUGCAGUGUUCCUGUUUCUCUGUUAAGAGAUGAGAAAGUUCUCUGUGGGAGAGAAUAUGUCACAACUAACUCGAGUUUUGAUUUUGUCCUUGUUGAUCCUGCUUUCAUCUUUCUCUCCUCAAUCCGAUUCUCUUAACCUGACCUGUCAACGCAGGUCCCCCCCACCCCACCCACCCACCAGAGAGGAGAGUGCAUUAUACGUUUCCCACCAAUGGUUUUAACUUUGUUUUUUAAAUCGUUAUUUUAUCAUU
This is a messenger RNA of Cyprinodon variegatus (sheepshead minnow), 5785 nucleotides long. It is a transcript of the gene acin1a, whose product is annotated as apoptotic chromatin condensation inducer 1. The transcript is spliced from 17 exons. The coding region runs from base 33 to 4928 and encodes 1631 amino acids. Gene Ontology annotation, molecular function: nucleic acid binding. Lineage: Eukaryota; Metazoa; Chordata; Actinopteri; Cyprinodontiformes; Cyprinodontidae. The record is from RefSeq and is a predicted model, not a curated record.